Messenger RNA from Dermacentor andersoni, 693 nucleotides. NCBI's taxonomy places the organism in Eukaryota, Metazoa, Arthropoda, Arachnida, Ixodida, Ixodidae. The record is from RefSeq and is a predicted model, not a curated record.
AUGUCCAGCGAGACUAAAUACAUGUCAAGCGACGCCGAACGUCCAACGAGUCCGAACGACCUAAGAGUCCGAACGUCCUACGAGUCCGAACGUCCUACGAGUCCGAACGUCCUACGAGUCCGAACGUCCUACGAGUCCGAACGUCCUACGAGUCCGAACGUCCUACGAGUCCGAACGUCCUACGAGUCCGAACGUCCUACGAGUCCGAACGUCCUACGAGUCCGAACGUCCUACGAGUCCGAACGUCCUACGAGUCCGAACGUCCUACGAGUCAGAACGUCCUACGAGUCAGAACGUCCUACGAGUCAGAACGUCCUACGAGUCAGAACGUCCUACGAGUCAGAACGUCCUACGAGUCAGAACGUCCUACGAGUCAGAACGUCCUACGAGUCAGAACGUCCUACGAGUCAGAACGUCCUACGAGUCAGAACGUCCAACGAGUCAGAACGUCCUACGAGUCAGAACGUCCUACGAGUCAGAACGUCCUACGAGUCAGAACGUCCUACGAGUCAGAACGUCCUACGAGUCAGAACGUCCUACGAGUCAGAACGUCCUACGAGUCAGAACGUCCUACGAGUCAGAACGUCCUACGAGUCAGAACGUCCUACGAGUCAGAACGUCCUACGAGUCAGAACGUCCUACGAGUCAGAACGUCCUACGAGUCAGAACGUCCUCCGAGUCAGAACGUCCUGA